Messenger RNA from Electrophorus electricus (electric eel), 2549 nucleotides. The record is from RefSeq and is a predicted model, not a curated record. Lineage: Eukaryota; Metazoa; Chordata; Actinopteri; Gymnotiformes; Gymnotidae.
GAGAGAGAGAGAGAGUUGGAGGGAAAAAGAGAAGCACCACUCGGGGUUUGCCAGCGGUCGUGCGCGCUCUUCCAACAUCGAUUCCGUCCUCUGUUCUUCUUUUUUUUUUUUCGCUCUUCAUUCGUUCCUUGCUACCCCCCUCCUUGUUGUGGUCCUCUCCCUCUCUCUUACUCUAUCUCUACUCUUCUCUUUCUCUGCUCUUCCUCCCCUCUCCCUCCCUCUCUGUCCUUCUGUAUGAGCUGAAUACGGAGCACACCGAUCUGAACAGACAUCACCAGCCUCUUUGCCAAACAUUUUUUCUCUUGCAGUAUUCCUGCUUUUUUUUUUCCCCCUCUGGUAGCGAGUACCACAUUUUUUUGUGACUUCAAGCAAUUUUACUGCUCACUCUGCUUCUCCUAACUGUGUCUGGGCUGGCAAUGACAUCAGUUUUUAUUUUUGUCAACUUUUUUUUUCCUGCAUUUCCUUUGACAUAUUAAAAUUCCACUUUUAUCUUCUUUAUUUUACUCUGUGCUGAUAUAACACAUUCACCCUGACGCAAAUUCUGUUUGACAUUUUUCUCUAAUUACCUUUUUUCUCCUGCUACUGUAAUAUUUUUAAGAAUAUUAUAUCGCAGCAAUAAUUAGGACAUGUGGUGUUGACUAGAGCACAGAGACGAACUUCUUGACUUUUUUGUUUUUUCUUUAUUUUUGAGUCGCGGUGUUUAUGAUGAAAGUGCAAAAUGGAUGAGUUCCACCCCUUCAUCGAGGCGCUGCUCCCGCACGUGCGCGCCUUCUCCUACACCUGGUUCAACCUGCAGGCGCGCAAGCGCAAGUACUUCAAGAAGCACGAGAAACGCAUGUCCAAGGACGAGGAGCGCGCCGUCAAAGAUGAGCUGCUGGGUGAGAAGCCCGAGAUCAAGCAGAAGUGGGCGUCGCGCCUGCUGGCCAAGCUGCGCAAGGACAUCCGGCCCGAGUUCCGCGAGGACUUCGUGCUCACCGUGACGGGGAAGAAGCCGCCGUGCUGCGUGCUGUCCAACCCCGACCAGAAGGGCAAGAUGAGACGCAUCGACUGUCUGCGGCAGGCGGACAAGGUGUGGCGUCUGGACCUGGUGAUGGUGAUCCUGUUCAAGGGCAGCCCACUAGAGAGCACAGACGGCGAGCGGCUGGUCAAGUCGCCGCAGUGCUCCAACCACAGCCUGUGCGUGCAGCCGCACCACAUCGGCGUCUCCGUCAAGGAGCUGGACCUCUACCUGGCCUACUUUGUCCACUCGCCAGAAUCGGGACAAUCAGACAGUUCCAGCCAACAGGCAGACUCAGACAUUAAACCCCCACCAAAUGGGCACGUGAGCUUCCAGGACUGCUUCGUAACGUCCGGCGUUUGGAACGCAGCUGAGCUUGUACGAGUGUCACAGACUCCUGUUGCCACGGCGUCUGGUCCCAAUUUUUCAUUGGCUGAUCUGGAGAGUCCUGGUUACUACAACAUCAACCAAGUAGCACUGGGCCGACGCUCCCUGACAUCACCACCAUCUACCAGUGGGUGGUGCUCCAGGGCUGAGGUGGAGUUAUACGCAAGUCUUCCUCGGAGCUCCACUAAGCGUAAGUCUAUAGAUGACAGUGAGAUGGACAGCCCGGUGGACGAUGUCUUCUACUCCACACGCUCUCCUGCUGGAACCAGCUCACAGUCCAGUGGCUGGCCCAACGAUGUAGACACAGUGCAGCACCACUUGGCGAGUGUUCAGGAGAGGAAGAUAAAACAUGAAAAUGAUGGCGUGCAGUUUCCAUACCAUGGGCUGUCCUCUCCCGGGUCUCUAAAGAAGCCGACGGGGAAAUUCGAUUUCGGCGCUCUGUCGGCUCAGACGAGGUCCCCCCGCAUGGCCUUCACACAUCACCCACUGCCCAUGCUGGCAGGAGUGAGACCAGGGAGUCCUCGUGCCUCUGCCUCAGCCCUUCAUUUUCCCUCUCCAUCCAUCAUCCAGCAGUCGGGCCCUUACUUCAGCCACCCCACCAUCCGCUACCACCACCACCAGGACCCGCUCAAGGAGUUUGUGCAGUUUGUCUGCGCUGAUGGCACAGGCCAGCCUGGCACUCAGCCUAACGGGAGUGGUCAGGGCAAAAUGACCGGCUCUUUCCUGUUGCCUCCACCUCCUCCGGUGGCACGGCCGGUUCCCUUUCCCCUGCCUGACCCCAAACCCAGCCCCACACACCCCGACGGGGGACUCGGCUCACCCACAUCGCCCUCAUACUCCACGGCAAGCUCCACAGCUCCCAACAGGUUUGUCGGCAUCGGAGCACGGGACAACUUUCUAAACAUCCCACAACAGACACAGUCUUGGUUCCUUUGACACGAUCUUUCUGAUACAUACAGACACCAAGUCUGUAACUGAAACAGGAAAACACAAAGCUAGGUAUGGACCACUAUUAGCAAAUCACUCGCACCCACCCCGAUCGACUUGAUCUGCGCGGAUCCUAAAACCAUCAGCACAAGCCCUUGAAUGAGGAAUGUUCCUUGUGAUUUUUCAAAAACUGGAAAACUUCUACAUGAUUCUGAAAAUCUGGAAAAAGGAAAAAAAA